Engraulis encrasicolus (European anchovy) is the source of this 860-nucleotide messenger RNA. RefSeq names its product complement C1q tumor necrosis factor-related protein 3-like. The transcript is spliced from 5 exons. NCBI's taxonomy places the organism in Eukaryota, Metazoa, Chordata, Actinopteri, Clupeiformes, Engraulidae. Bases 159 to 746 code for a protein of 195 amino acids. The record is from RefSeq and is a predicted model, not a curated record. Gene Ontology annotation, molecular function: protein binding.
GGAGUUGGUGGGUGUAUGCAUGUCGUCACCACAGCGUUUGAUUGUCAGACGAUUUCAGACUUUCCUCCAGCCGCUUCUCCUCUCCACCUGUCGCUUUAGUAGGCCUACCAAAUAUGAACAGUGUUUGCAUGCUGUAAACAUUAAUCUGUCUGCUGUGGAUGAGGGCUGCCAUCUCACUGCUGGUGCUGCUGUUCUCCAUGUGUGGAGUUCAGUGUGGAGAGCUGGACGUCUCCGCUGAGCUGAAGGAACUCCGAGACAUGGUGGUGGAGCUGAGGGGGAUGCUCAAAUACACACAGAAUGAGGUUAAGGUUUUGGAGGCAGAAAACGCAGCAGCGAAGACCAAAGUGGCCUUCUCAGUAGGUCUGGGCAAGGGAUUCACCCAGGCUGGCAGUGAUCACAUGAACUUGGUCUUCAGUAGAGUCAUCACCAACGUAGGAGAGGCCUACAGCAGCGAGACUGGCUUCUUCACUGCUCCAGUCAGCGGGGUCUACUACUUCAGGUUCACCGUCAGGGACGAUCCGUACUCGAGCGCCAUGCAUAUCAUGCUGAAUAAGAACGGAGAGAGGCUGGUGUGGCUUUGGGACUACGACACCGACGGACGCCCCAACUACCUGUCCAGUGGCCUGACUGUGCAGCUGGAGCAGGGAGACGCGGUGAACAUGAUGAUACCGGCAGGCUAUAGGCUCUGGGACGACGCCGACGGUAAUGAGAGCACCUUCAGUGGCUUCCUCCUCUUCCGUCUCUGAACACCAGAACAGAACAUCACCAUGACAACUCAUCGCCAUUCAGCUUCCUGCUCUUCCGUCUCUGAACACCAGAACAGAACAGAACAUCACCAUGACAACUCAUCGCCACUCUGU